GACUUGGCCUGGGCCAUCAGCUACUACAUGCGUUUCUUCUACACCUACAUCCCUUUCUAUGGCAUCUUGGGAGCCCUGGUUUUCCUCAACUUCAUCAGGUUCCUGGAGAGCCACUGGUUUGUGUGGGUCACGCAGAUGAACCACCUCGUCAUGGAGAUUGAUCUUGAUCACUACCGGGACUGGUUCAGCAGCCAGCUCGCAGCCACCUGCAAUGUGGAGCAGUCCUUCUUCAACGACUGGUUCAGCGGGCACCUCAACUUCCAGAUUGAGCACCACCUCUUCCCCACCAUGCCUCGGCACAACUUGCACAAGGUUGCCCCACUGGUGAAGUCUCUCUGCGCCAAGCAUGGCAUCGAGUACCAGGAGAAACCUCUGCUGAGGGCCCUGCUGGACAUUGUAAGUUCCCUGAAGAAGUCUGGGGAGCUGUGGCUGGAUGCCUACCUCCAUAAAUGAAGCAGCAGUCCUCGGGGCGUCCUGGGGGAAGGGGCACAGUUGGGGUGACGGCCAGAGGGAGGGGAGGGCUUUUGAUGUGAAGGGUUCUCAUGAGACUCAAGUGUCUGCCGGCUCACAUUCUCCAUGAUUGGUCUUUCAUCCCUGUUCUCUCCCACCACACCCCCACUUAGCCUAUCCUCAUGGGGUGUCCCCCUUUGUCAACUCUAGCCUGUCCCCUCCACCUCCCAGUCCCUUCUCCCACGGAGCAGGAGAGAGGUGGCUGUAGCAAAUUAUGUCUCCGCCCCUAACUUCUGCACCUAAAGAUGCCUGGUAUAAGACUCUGCUCCUUGCGGCAUAGCCACCAGGCCCUAGUUCCCACCCCCUUCUGUCCCACAGACACUCUGGGGUCUACAGAUCAGGGUCCAGGAUUUAGCUCUACACUCCCUGUCAGCCUUAUGGCCUGGUCAUCUUGGUGAAGACCAGCUUUGCAUUCUGGGUGUCCUUCCCAUGGCUGGGAUCGGUACCUAGGGUCUCCCUCCAGCUGCCCAGGGCCAGCAUAGACCUUGAGGCCCAAGGAGAAGCCCUCCCAUGCCCACCGUUGUAGCUCCAGGCCCUGGAGGUUGUGCAAGUUCUAUUUCACCCAACCCCAGAGACCAAAGGGGGUUUUCCUUGUGUGGGAUCAGUGGCCAGGUUAAAGGAGAGACUGGCUAGCCUGGAGCCUUAACCUCUCCCACUCCAGUCAGAUGCUUCUUAGUUGCAAGGCCCAAGACUCUAGAGGGAUCAGAUCUUUUUUCAAAUCCUUUAGUCAGCCCCCGAGGCUUGGUCUAGAGAUUGUGGCCCUUGUAGGAGAGCUUCUGAGCAGCUCUCCCCAGAAUAGAGCUGCCAGUCUGGCCAGCACUUGGCCUCUCACCGGCUCUUCCUUAUUUUUACAGAUAUUUUAUUUGUUCAUUUUAGCUGUUUUGUUAACACUUCCUACAGAAUGCUUUUUUAUAGAGGGCUGGCUGGGCCUUAGGACAAUCUACCUUUCCAGAUGUCCCUUGCCAGGUCCCCCUAAGUCCCUUCAGGUAGAGCUAGGCUCCUACAUCAAGGCCAUAGUAUAAGCUGUGGCUUGAGACUGCUGCUUCCAGGAGGGCAGGAGAAACAGGGUGGGGUGGGGUAUCUCAGAAGGACUACUGGGGGUGCCCCACGAGGAUCAAGCAGAAGUGUAGAGGAAGGGGAGGCCGGGGAGGCUGAGGGCAUAAGGGAAGUGUGAGGGCGGGGGGGAGGGGGGACGUUGGCUCUAUCAGGAGGGGACCCAUGCUGUGUCAUUCUGAGAUCUAACUGGACUAACCAAUAUUUAAAUUGGAGGAAGAGGUUGGGCCUGCACUGGGGAAGCCCUCGAGGACCCCCCCUAGCUGGUGUUGCUCCACGGAGGCAGUGAACCCAUAAGGACCUGAUAGUCAUUUGUAUCACAUUGUUCCCCACCUCUACUUUUUUGGGAAAUAAAAAAAAA
Psammomys obesus (fat sand rat) is the source of this 1924-nucleotide messenger RNA. RefSeq names its product acyl-CoA 6-desaturase. Lineage: Eukaryota; Metazoa; Chordata; Mammalia; Rodentia; Muridae. Gene Ontology annotation, biological process: lipid metabolic process. Gene Ontology annotation, molecular function: oxidoreductase activity, acting on paired donors, with oxidation of a pair of donors resulting in the reduction of molecular oxygen to two molecules of water. Gene Ontology annotation, cellular component: membrane. The record is from RefSeq and is a predicted model, not a curated record.